Messenger RNA from Vicia faba (fava bean), 840 nucleotides. Lineage: Eukaryota; Viridiplantae; Streptophyta; Magnoliopsida; Fabales; Fabaceae. The record is from the annotation of a GenBank genome assembly.
AUGGCUUUUUCUAUUAACGAUAAUAUGCUUCUCGCUGGAGUUAUGAUAAUUAGCGCCUUGGUAGCUACAUGUUCUGCUAAUUUCAACCAAGACUUUGAUGUUACAUGGGGUGAUCAUCGCGCUAAGAUAUUCAACAAUGGUCAGCUUCUAUCUCUUUCUCUAGACAGAACCUCUGGCUCAGGAUUUCAAUCCAAGAGAGAAUAUUUAUUUGGUAGGAUUGAUAUGCAACUCAAACUCGUUGCUGGAAACUCUGCUGGAACCGUCACUGCUUACUACUUAUCAUCACAAGGACCAACCCAUGAUGAGAUUGAUUUUGAGUUCUUGGGGAAUGUUAGCGGUGAUCCAUACAUUCUCCAUACAAACGUGUUUUCUCAAGGCAAAGGAAACAGAGAACAGCAAUUCUAUCUCUGGUUCGACCCAACCAAGAACUUCCACACUUACUCUAUCAUCUGGAAGCCACAGCACAUUAUAUUCUUAGUUGACAAUAUUCUCAUAAGAUUGUUCAAGAAUGCUGAAUCUGUCGGUGUUCCAUUUCCAAAGAACCAACCAAUGAGAAUCUAUUCAAGUCUAUGGAAUGCUGAUGAUUGGGCUACACGAGGUGGUUUGGUGAAAACGGAUUGGUCCAAAGCACCAUUUACAGCUUACUACCGCAAUUUCAAAGCCACCGAACUCUCUUCCAACUCAUUCUCUGAUUCAACAUUGCAGAGCAAUGAGCUUGAUGCUUAUGGUAGAAGAAGAUUGAGAUGGGUUCAGAAGUACUUUAUGAUAUAUAAUUACUGCAAUGAUCUUAAGCGAUUCCCACAAGGUAUUCCCGUCGAGUGUAAGCGUUCAAGGUUCUGA